Molecule: messenger RNA, 1116 nt
Organism: Macrobrachium nipponense
Lineage: Eukaryota; Metazoa; Arthropoda; Malacostraca; Decapoda; Palaemonidae
Product: oocyte zinc finger protein XlCOF19-like
Exons: 2
Coding region: 214-1116 (300 amino acids)
Biological process (GO): regulation of gene expression
Cellular component (GO): nucleus
Source: RefSeq, a predicted model, not a curated record
UCGCAACACACCAAAUGCAGACUUGGUGAGUGAGAGGUCGUUGGCAAUUAAAGUUACCGUACAUAAUAUCGGAAAGGAACUCUAAUUCUUGGUCUUGUUGGGAACUUGUUAGGACCAUUGUUCAUUUAAUUUUUCUAUUAUUCCAAACAGAGGAAAAUUUCAUCAGAUCCUAACUAGGAAUGAGUAUUGUACUACUUAGAACAUCCUGUGAAAAUGGAAGCUGCAGAAUCGUCACCAUUGCUGUUAAUCAAAGAGGAGAACUUGGAAGAGGAUCUUAAUCAAAACCCAGGGGAAGGCUCUUCAUUUGCAGACCCCUUCUUAGAAGUCAAGGCAGAACCAGAGUUUUUUGACAAUGGUGAAUUUGAUGAGAACUGCUCUUCCCAAACUAUUAAGGAUGAGGAGGACAGCUCUCUAAGCUGUGAUGAUGAAAGGGAAAAGAAGAAGAUCUGUAUUGCAGAAGAAAGUAGACAUUUGGGUAGAAGCAACACAGCAGGGAAGCAAACAGCUUUUGUUGAAUGCCAAAGGACAUUUUCAUGCAUGAGCCACCUGAAUUCCCACAUGAGAAAUCAUGAUGGUAAAAAACCAUAUACUUGCAUUGUAUAUCAAAGAAGUUUUUCUCAGUCAGGUGUUCUCACAAAACACAUGAGAGCUCAUACAAGAGAGAAACCAUAUAAUUGCUCUGUAUGUCAAAAAAGAUUUUAUCAUCAAAGUCAUCUGAAAAUACAUGUUAGAAGUCAUACAGGAGAGAAACCAUAUACUUGCUCUACUUGUCAAAGAGGUUUUUCUCAUCAAAGCCAUCUCAAAACGCACAUGAAAACUCAUACAGGAGAGAAACCACAUACUUGCUCUAUAUGUCAAAGAAGUUUUUCUGAAUUAUGUGAUCUCACAAAACACAAAAGAACUCACACAGGAGAGAAACCAUAUGUAUGCUCUAUAUGUCAAAGAGGUUUUUGUGAUUCAAGUACUCUUACAAAACAUAUGAGAACUCACACAGGAGAGAAACCAUAUACUUGCUCUAUAUGUCAAAAAACAAAAAAGUUUUUUCCAAUCAUGUCAUCUCACAGGACACAUGAGAACCCAUACAGGAGAGAAACCAUAUACUUGCUCUAUAUGUAA